Fundulus heteroclitus (mummichog) is the source of this 2061-nucleotide messenger RNA. RefSeq names its product hydroxycarboxylic acid receptor 3. Gene Ontology annotation, biological process: G protein-coupled receptor signaling pathway. Lineage: Eukaryota; Metazoa; Chordata; Actinopteri; Cyprinodontiformes; Fundulidae. The transcript is spliced from 2 exons. Bases 6 to 959 code for a protein of 317 amino acids. The record is from RefSeq and is a predicted model, not a curated record. Gene Ontology annotation, cellular component: membrane. Gene Ontology annotation, molecular function: G protein-coupled receptor activity.
ACACCAUGCGGUGCAACUUCAGUGGAGCCGUGCUGAUCCGAGCGCUCCCUCCACUCCUUGUAACAGAGUUCAUUCUGGGUCUGGUAGGAAACGGUUUGGCUCUGUUCAUCUUCUGCUUCCACCUGAGGCCCUGGAAAAGCAGCACAGUGCUGCUCUUCAACCUGGCAUUGAGCGACUUUUUCCUCAUCCUGGCUCUGCCCAUCCGGGUCAACUAUUACCUCUCAGGCAACAGAUGGAUGUUCGGUGGGACACUCUGUAACAUCUGCCUCUUCAUGCUGGCGAUGAACCGCAGCGGGAGCACCUUCUUCUUGAUGGCCAUCGCCCUGGACAGGUACAUGCGUGUGGUGCAUCCCCACCAUCCUCUCAACUCUCUGAGCGCUGGCAAGGCCAUGCUGGGAGCGAUCGUGCUGUGGCUGGUCCCCAUUACAAUGACCGCCCACGUCUUCUCUAUGCAACAUAUCAAUACAACCCACUGCACGAGGUUCAUGGUGGACACAGAGUCCAGAGGAAACCUGUCCUGGCAUAAAUUCACCUUUCUCUUGUCUUUCUACGUGCCCCUGCUGGUGAUUCUCUACUGCACCUUCCACAUCAUCAGCCACCUGAGGAAGAGACAGCUGGCCCACCAGACCAAGUUCAAGAAGGCUCUGUACCUAAUCAUGGUGGUGGUGGUGUUGUUCAUCAUCUGCUUCCUCCCCAGCAACAUUACUCUGCUGGCCAUGUGGAUCAGGAUGCUGAAAGAAUUCAAGUGUGCUGAUAUGGAGCAGCUAAGCACUGUGUUCCAGAUCACUGUUAGUUUGACUUAUCUCAACAGCGCUCUGGACCCCGUGGUCUACUAUUUCUCCAGCCCGGCUUUUAAGAACAUCUGCAGAAACGCUCUGCAUCUGCCACAGGCAGAGACUGGGGAAAGCACAGAUAGGAAAAUACAUGAGACAAAAUUCCAGUCGCUCAGCCAGCUGUGAUCAGAGAGCUCCAAUCUGCCAAGCAAAAUCUGGUUAAAAUGGAGUCACCGUUUCUCCAUUUAGCAUUACCGCACCAAGGAACUGCCCCCCUCAGCAGGAUGCCGUUGCUAUGAAGCCAAGCUACACCAGACGUAUCUUCCUCUUUGCCUGUGGACCCUCGAGGAGAGAGUCCAUACUGGGGAGACCAGCCACCGAUGCGGUCUGCAUGGGGUUCAAAGACUCACAAGCAUCUGCAAGGUCGCCCAGGCGGAGUAAAGUCUGCUUUCUGUGAAACUAACAUCAUAAUCAAACCAGUGGUGGUCUGACUAAGCUGUGCCGGAGAAAGCUGACCUGGGAGCCAAGCCACUAUCCAGCAGGAGUGCAGAGAUCCCAUGCUGCGACCCUCUUCACAGGCCAGACACCUGCAUGAAGGACCCCGGAGCCGCCUCCUCACAGCCACGCUUCGAGCUAGCCGUAUGCUUCUUGCUGCUGCUGAGAUAACCAGCUUUCCCUUGGAGUAAUUCACUGGCAACCGGAUGCCUGUCGCUACAACCAAAGACAACAGGAGAGGUUCGCAGAAAAAUAGACCGCGAAAGUUUAGAAUGGUUUAAUUAAUGUGUCUUCACAGUAAUUUUAAAGCUUGAUCGAGCUAAAAGGCAUAGCUCCCGUUAGCAUUUUGAAACCAAGUGUUGCUGAUGUAGAUCGGAUGUGUUUUUACGGUUAUGACAAACUUUAUUUCCGUAACGGUUUUAUUCAUUGAUGGGAUAUUAAGGUUUGUGUUUUCCAGUCCACUCAUUACGACCAAAAUAGAGCUUAAGGCCUUUUAAAAUUAGCACCGUAUGUCUGCUAGCACAAUGCUAUUAGCUUCCCGGGAUCAUUUGUGCUACCACGCAGUUACGGUCUGUUUAAACAGGUUUGUCUUCGUUUCGCUCCGUCAUUGUUCAAUAGUGCUAUGCGCAUUAUUACCGCAUUAAUAUGAAACAUUAAUGUUGAUUUAAUGGUGUUUUGUAUAACUUUAGGAUUAACCCAUUUAGUGACCGAUCGCUACAGUGACCCUUAGCUUCCCAGGGGAAUAAUCGCAUUAAUAAAAUAGUGUCCUAAAGAUUACCAAUUUUACUGAGCA